ACAUUGAUAUCUCAUCACACUACUUCCACACUGGUGGUGGGGGAGACCGGAACUAUAGUCCUACUAUGCUGGCGACUACUCAUGUACUGUCAGUGAGAUAUGGAGAUCCAUGACAGUGAGUAACAUGAGCAUAACUUCUCUGUUACAAGUUAUGGUGCAGGGCUAUAUGCUUUAGGUCUGACAGCAGUGUAUCAUCAGGUCCCAGAGCCCAACAAUGGACUGAUAGUCAGUAGUGAACGACAUGAGACUGAGUGUGUCUCUAACUCAGAUACAGCGGAGUGGACGAUACUAAAUCUAAUGAAAUAAUACUAACCCUGGUGAUAGCUAAUAGUACUCUGACUUUAACUAACCCAUUCGGUCGACCUGGAGUUCUCCGUCUUCGAUCAGGUGAUGGAACACACGAAUACACCAAUACGAAAACAUCUUCCAGCCUCAGCCCAAGGAGUAUACACCUUCACUAUUCCUGAUUCCAAUGGAAAGACAUAUCCCUCAAUGUGUGGAUUGUAUCCACCUGGCUUCAAUGUGACUCCCACCAUCACUAAUCUCACCUACUCACGAGGGCAAUGAUAGUCAUACCCUCACAUGUGGUCCACUGGCUCCCCUGCCACCAAUGUCUUCCUGGACAAGGACGAGCACCUCUUACGUCGGAUUACACAAUUUCUCAGACUGUCAUUGACCGCAGUGCCUCCACCUACUCCAAUGUCCUGACGGUCAGUCCUGAAGGGGCUGCUGGUACCUACAACUGCACAGUCUCCAAUGAUCUGGGCUCUAACUCUAGUGUGGUAGUGGCCCUUGGUAUCACCGUAUCAGGUGAGGAUAGUUUCACUGUGGGGCAGUCAGGAACCAUCAGCUGUAGAACCAAUGUUGUAGUAGUAUCUUCUAUCGAAUGGAGGAACCAGUCGACUGUGCUGACCAGUAGCAAUAGUGACAAUCUGUUUGUGUUGGAGUAUACAUUUCCUCUAGUAACAGACGACCUACAUGGACAGCAGUAUACCUGCACUGCUGUGGCUGGUGAUGAUGAUACCUACAGGGAAACUGUUUCAUUGGUAGUGAAAUUGCCUGAAAACCCUAUCACAGUCACGGCAAGUGUGACUGAUGUUGGUUCACCACUAGCUGGAAAGCCUGGUCCCACUUUGACAUGUACAGUCCAGGAGACCACUCGUGGAUUUACUAACACUCCUUCUGCUGUGUGGAUGAACGUCUCUGGUCCUGUGGUCUCAGGAAAUGGUGUCACUGUGACUGAGACUGUGGUGAAUGGUACACUACCACCCACCACCCACUCUCUCCUUCUCCUCUCUGUACCAUCUCAUGCUGGACCCUACACUGUCAGGCAGGCUAAGAUCGCCAGCAGCAGAAAAUGGAAUCAUUUCACGUCCCACAUCCCUAUCCCCGUCAGCGUC
Geodia barretti is the source of this 1400-nucleotide messenger RNA. NCBI's taxonomy places the organism in Eukaryota, Metazoa, Porifera, Demospongiae, Tetractinellida, Geodiidae. The record is from the annotation of a GenBank genome assembly.